Molecule: messenger RNA, 1413 nt
Organism: Candida albicans SC5314
Lineage: Eukaryota; Fungi; Ascomycota; Pichiomycetes; Serinales; Debaryomycetaceae
Gene: ECM14
Product: putative metallocarboxypeptidase
Exons: 1
Coding region: 1-1413 (470 amino acids)
Biological process (GO): proteolysis
Molecular function (GO): zinc ion binding; metallocarboxypeptidase activity
Source: RefSeq, a predicted model, not a curated record
AUGAACUGUAUCAAACUCAUAUCACUACUUCUUAUUCAACUAGUGGUCACUCAUCAGAUUCAAAUCCCAUUUGAUUUCAAUGGCCUAUUCUCUUCAAAAGAUGUUACUCGUCCCCAUUACACAUCAGUGGAUCCUCAAUACCAUCCAAUAGAUUUAUCACAAUAUAAUGAUAAACACGUAGUCAGAAUUGACUACUCCAAUGAUCCAGAUUUAGGAAAAUAUUUGAUAAGUCUGCCUCUCAGAGGAGAUGCAAAUGUUCACUUUGCAAAAUGGAGUCAUGCAAGUAACUUAAAGACAAUUGAUAUACAAAUUGACAAAGAAAGCUUGGCUAAAUUGCAUGAGAUGUUCCCUUCAAUGUCUUUUAAAGUAAUUGUUGGAGACUUAGCCCAAAAGAUAUUUGAAACAUACCCGCUGCAGGUUAAUCAAUUGAAUGAAGAUCCAGUGGUUGCUAAUGAAUUGUUUUUCAAAGAGUACCGAUCAUUAGAAACUAUUGAUGCAUGGUUGGACCUAUUACAAGCAACAUAUCCCGAUAUAAUCAGUGUUGAAGAGAUUGGGGAAACAUAUGAACAUCGUAAGUACAAGGUAGUUCAUUUCACUGUUCCUAGCUCGGAAGGUAAUGAUGAUCAUGGCGACAGGAGAACUGUUGUAGUGAGCGGCGGUAUCCAUGCACGUGAAUGGAUUUCAACUUCGUCUGUGUUGUACUCCAUAUAUGCAUUAAUUGAAUUCUAUAAAAAUGCUCCUGAUUCGGAUAUCUGGUCUAAAUUGGACUUUAUAUUUAUUCCUGUUUCUAACCCUGACGGGUAUGAAUACACUUGGACCACAGACAGAUUGUGGAGAAAGAAUCGUCAACCAACUAUUCAUCCCAAAUGCUUUGGAAUUGAUAUUGAUCAUUCUUACGAUUAUCAUUGGACAAGAUCAAGUGAUUGGGCAUGCGGUGAAGAAUACAGUGGUGAGGCACCCUUUGAAGCGUUUGAAUCCCAAAUUUGGACAGAAUAUUUGAAUAAUACCAAUGCCAACCACAAAAUAUGGGGUUAUAUUGACUUGCAUUCUUACUCACAGGAGAUCUUAUAUCCAUAUGCCUUUUCUUGUAAUGAGCAACCAAGAGAUGAAGAAAACUUGUUAGAGGUCGCGUGGGGUCUAGCAAAAGCUAUUCGCAUGCAAAGUGGAACACUGUACAAUGUAUUACCAGCCUGUAUUGAUCGUGACGCUGAUUUGAUGCCAGACUUGGGAUCUGGAACAGCAUUAGAUUAUAUGUACCAUCAUCGAGCAGACUAUGCGUUCCAGUUGAAAUUGAGAGAUACAGGUAACCAUGGUUUUUUGUUACCCGCAAAGUACAUUGAGCCUGUUGGUAGGGAAGUUGUCGCUGCUUUAAAGUAUUUGUGUAAUUUCUUAGUAGACGAACAACUGCAGUAA